AUGGUGGCUACGCCACUGCUCCACACCACUUUUCGAUAUGCCACUGGAAAAGACACCGUGAUGAUGGUAGUUGGGGGGUUGUGUGCCUUCAUACACGGUGUAGCGUUACCUCUCAUGCUUGUAGUAUUCAGCCAGAUGACAAACAUAUUUGUGGAGUACCAGAUUGAGAUCGAUACACUGCGAGACCCAAGCAAGGAAUGCAGCAACAACACCAUCUAUUGGAAAAAUGGCUCCAUAUAUGAACCAGCUCAAAACAGCACUGUGUACUGUGGGGUGGAUAUUGAAUCAAAGAUGACCAUAUUUGCAUAUUACUAUGCUGGAAUUGGAGUAGUAGUCUUGUUUACUAGUUAUUUUCAGAUUUUCUUCUGGGUGUCAUCAGCCACAAGACAAAUUCAUAGAAUGAGAAAGGACUAUUUCAGAAAAGUAAUGCGAAUGGAGAUCGGAUGGUUUGACUGUAACUCAGUGGGUGAACUGAACACAAGGAUGACAGAUGGUAUCAACAAGAUAAACAAUGCCAUCGCUGACCAGGUGUCUACCUUCAUUGAGAGGAUCUCAGCGUUUGUGGGUGGCUUCAUGGUGGGAUUCAUUGGAGGAUGGAAGCUCACUAUGGUUGUCAUAGCAGUGAGCCCGCUGAUUGGAGUGGCUGCUGGACUCAUGGCCAUGGCUGUGUCCAGGCUGACCGGACGAGAGCUCAGUUCCUAUGCAAAGGCCGGGGCAGUGGCCGACGAGGUCCUGACAUCCAUCAGGACAGUCGCAGCGUUUGGUGGGGAGAAAAAAGAAACUGAAAGAUAUGACAAAAACCUGGAGGAGGCUCAGACCUGGGGUGUGAAAAAGGGCGCCGUCGUUGGCAUUUUCCAAGGAUUCAUGUGGAGCAUCAUUUUCUUUUGUUACGCUCUGGCCUUUUGGUAUGGAUCUCAAUUGGUCAUUGACACUAAAGAGUUAACUCCUGGUACUCUUAUUCAGGUGUUUUUUGGAGUACUCGCUGCAGCAAUGAACCUGGGCCAGGCCUCACCGUGCCUGGAGGCCUUUGCUUCAGGUCGAGCCUCAGCAAAAAACAUAUUUGACACAAUUGAUCGGAAACCAGAAAUGGAUUGUUUCUCAGAAGAAGGUCACAAGUUAGACAAAGUCAAAGGUGACAUUGAGUUCCAUAAUGUCACUUUCUCAUACCCGUCUCGGCCUGAAGUCGAGAUUUUAAAUGACCUAAGCAUGCAGGUCAAAGCAGGGGAAACCACGGCUUUUGUGGGUCCAAGUGGAUCUGGAAAGAGCACCACAAUCCAGCUUUUCCAAAGGUUUUAUGACCCAAAGAGAGGAAUGGUGACUUUGGACGGGCAUGACAUUCGUACUUUAAACACCCAGUGGCUCAGAUCUCUCAUUGGUAUUGUAGAGCAGGAGCCAGCGCUGUUUGCGACAACCAUCGCAGAAAACAUCAAGUUUGGUCGACCUGGAGUAACCAUGGAAGACAUCAUCCAGGCGACAAAAGAGGCUAAUGCCUAUAAUUUUAUCAUGGCUCUUCCACAGAAAUUUGACACGAUGGUGGGAGAAGGUGGAGGACAGAUGAGUGGAGGACAGAAGCAGAGGAUUGCUAUCGCUCGAGCUUUGAUCAGAAACCCCAGGAUUCUGCUGCUCGAUAUGGCCACAUCCGCCUUAGACAAUGAGAGUGAGGCUGUUGUCCAGGAGGCAUUGGAUAAGGUGCGCAUGGGCAGGACAACAAUUUCUAUAGCUCAUCGUCUUUCCACGAUAAAAAAUGCCGACAUCAUCAUUGGUUUUGAGCAUGGACAGGCUGUGGAGAGAGGAACACACACUGAGCUAAUAGAAAGGCAAGGUGUCUACUUUACCCUGGUCACCCUGCAGAGCCAAGGCACACCCAACAAAAGUAAAGAUGCAAUCAGUGAAGCUCAUGAAGAUGCCAUUCAUCUGAAAAGUUUGAGCCGCACAUCAAGUCAAAGGGGCUCUGUUCGACUGAGAUCUGAAAGCAAAUUGUCCAUUCACGCAUUAUCAGAGAGCCUCAAUAUCCCCUCAGACUACGAGUUCAUAUCAGAAAAGGAAUCUGAGGAUGUUGCAGACGAACAUGUAGAGCCUGCCCCAGUAGCACGUAUUCUCAAAUACAACAAACCGGAAUGGCCCUACAUGCUGAUGGGCUCGAUAGGAGCUGCUAUCAAUGGCUUUGUCACCCCUGUUUAUGCUAUCCUGUUUAGCCAAAUUCUUGGGACAUUUUCCAUGGCUGACUUGAACCAACAGAGGGAACAAAUCAACGGUAUAUGUGUUCUGUUUUGCAUUGUGGCUGUGGCUAGUUUCUUCUCCCAGUUCUUACAGGGAUAUUCUUUUGCUAAGUCUGGAGAGCUGCUGACCCGCCGUCUGAGGAAAGUGGGCUUCCAGGCCAUGUUGAGUCAGGAGAUUGGCUUUUUUGAUGAUCCCUCAAACAGCCCUGGAGCUCUGACCACCCGACUGGCCUCUGAUGCAUCCAUGGUGCAGGGGGCAACAGGAUCUCAGAUCGGCAUGAUAGUGAGCUCGUUGACCUGCAUUGGAGCGUCUUUCAUCAUUGCUUUUAUCUAUAGUUGGAAGUUAACUUUGGUUAUUAUGUGCUUCCUGCCACUACUCGGAUUGUCUGGAGCUUUCCAAGCCAAAAUGCUGACAGGUUUUGCAAAUGAAGAUAGAGAAUCCAUGGAAGAAGCAGGCCAAGUAUCCAGUGAGGCUCUUUCCAACAUCAGGACGAUUGCAGGCUUAAACAAAGAGACCUUUUUUGUGGAAUCAUAUGAGCAGAAACUGGAGCUUCCAUUUAUAUCUGCCAUAAAGAAAGCCAACAUCCAUGGGCUUUGUUUUGGUUUUUCCCAGUGUGUCCUCUUCAUGGCAUACGCUGCUUCCUUUCGAUAUGGAGGCUACCUGGUUAGCUCUGAGGGAUUACUGUACACAUAUGUCUUCAGGGUGAUUCUGGCUGUAGUAAUGAGUGGGACAGCAAUGGGCAAAGCUUCCUCCUUCACUCCAGAUUACUCCAAGGCCAAAAUAGCUGCUGCUCAGUUUUUCAAACUAUUGGACAGAAUUCCCAAAAUCAGCACAAGCCAUGCAGUUGGAGAGAAAUGGGAUAACUUCAAAGGUGAAAUACAGUUCCUUAAUUGUAACUUCACCUAUCCAACUCGACCAGAUGUGCAAGUGUUGAACGGCCUGGUUGUGUCUGUGAAGCCUGGUCAGACUUUGGCGUUUGUUGGAAGCAGCGGCUGUGGAAAAAGCACCAGUGUUCAACUGUUGGAAAGGUUUUAUGACCCUGAUCAAGGGCGUGUGUUGAUUGAUGGCCGCCCAUCUCAAAAUGUCAAUGUGCCCUUCCUAAGAUCCCAGAUUGGCAUAGUGUCCCAGGAGCCAGUUUUGUUUGGCUGCAGCAUAGCGGAGAAUAUUCAAUACGGAAAUAACACAUGCAGUGUCAGCAUGGAAGAGAUUGUUGAGGCUUCUAAGAAAGCCUACCUUCAUGACUUUGUGAUGACGCUACCACAAAAAUAUGAGACUCAGGUUGGUACCCAGGGCUCCCAGUUGUCAAGAGGACAAAAACAACGCAUCGCCAUAGCCAGGGCCAUUGUCAGAAACCCAAAGAUCCUGCUACUAGAUGAAGCUACAUCUGCCCUGGACACAGAGAGUGAACAGAUUGUGCAGUCUGCCCUGGAUGAGGCGAGAAAAGGACGAACCUGCAUCGUCAUCGCUCACCGUCUGUCUACUAUCCAGUCUGCGGACAUCAUAGCAGUGAUGUCUAAUGGUGCCGUGAUAGAACAAGGCACACAUGAUACUCUCAUGGCCAAGAAGGGCGCCUAUUUUAAUCUGGUCACAACAGGUGCUCCUAUCAGCUAGACAGACAGAAGAAUGAGCGUAUGACGACAAUUAUGUUGAAUGGGUGUUAUAGUACAAGAAGACUUUUUUUCUUUUGGCAGGUAUAGAAUAUAAAUAUUUGAAUAAUUUGUUUUAGUGAUCUUGUAGUUUAUUAUUGAAAAAUGUAAAAAUUGAAAUAACAAUAAAGUUA
Messenger RNA from Notothenia coriiceps (black rockcod), 4000 nucleotides. It is a transcript of the gene abcb11a, whose product is annotated as ATP-binding cassette, sub-family B (MDR/TAP), member 11a. The record is from RefSeq and is a predicted model, not a curated record. The coding region runs from base 1 to 3831 and encodes 1276 amino acids. The transcript has 25 exons. Gene Ontology annotation, molecular function: ABC-type oligopeptide transporter activity; ATP hydrolysis activity; ATP binding. Gene Ontology annotation, cellular component: mitochondrial inner membrane. Lineage: Eukaryota; Metazoa; Chordata; Actinopteri; Perciformes; Nototheniidae. Gene Ontology annotation, biological process: oligopeptide export from mitochondrion.